GAAACGGCAAAACCCUAAAAGCUUGUGAGCCUCUUAUCCACACUUAGUUGUUCUACUCUCUCUCUCUCUCUCUGUGAAGCUUUGAAAAUGGCGUCGGCCAACGCUCUCACCUCUGCUUCCAUUCUCUGCUCUCCCAGACAGAGCUUGAGUAGGAGGGUAAAUCAGCAGCAAAACAACAGGCUGAAUUACAAGCAGUCGAGGGGGCGGUUUGCUGUGAAAGCCGCUGCGAAAGACAUAGCCUUUGACCAGGAGUCGAGGCGUGCUAUGCAAGCCGGCAUUGAUAAGCUUGCUGAUGCUGUUGGCCUUACUCUUGGUCCCAGAGGGAGGAAUGUUGUGUUGGAUGAGUACGGUAGCCCUAAAGUGGUGAAUGAUGGAGUAACAAUUGCUAGAGCUAUUGAGCUACCUGAUGCUAUGGAAAAUGCUGGUGCAGCUCUCAUUAGGGAGGUUGCUAGUAAGACCAAUGAUUCUGCUGGUGACGGCACAACAACAGCAUCCAUUCUUGCACGCGAGAUAAUCAAGCUUGGGCUUUUGAGUGUCACCUCUGGUGCAAAUCCCGUUUCAAUUAAGAAGGGGAUUGAUAAAACUGUACAGGCAUUGGUGGACGAACUAGAGAACAAGUCUAGGCCUGUUAAGGGUCGUGAUGAUGUUAAAGCUGUUGCAACUAUUUCUGCUGGGAAUGAUGAGCAAAUUGGAACAAUGAUUGCUGAUGCUAUCGACAAGGUUGGACCUGAUGGUGUUUUGUCCAUUGAGUCUUCAUCCUCAUUUGAGACUACCGUCGAAGUGGAAGAAGGAAUGGAGAUUGACAGAGGAUAUAUCUCCCCUCAAUUUGUUACAAACCCGGAGAAAUUGAUUGUUGAGUUUGAGAAUGCAAGAGUCUUGAUUACAGACCAGAAGAUUUCAGCUAUCAAGGACAUAAUUCCCCUGUUAGAAAAGACCACUCAAUUGAGAAGCCCUCUGCUUAUUAUUGCUGAGGAUGUCUCUGGGGAGGCUUUGGCGACUCUUGUUGUCAACAAGUUGAGGGGUAUCCUUAAUGUUGCUGCCAUCAAAGCUCCAGGUUUUGGUGAGCGCAGAAAGGCUCUCCUCCAAGAUAUUGCCAUUUUGACUGGUGCCGAGUUUCAAGCCAAUGAUCUUGGUCUACUGAUUGAGAACACCACAGUUGAGCAGCUUGGUUUGGCCAGAAAGGUGACAAUCUCGAAGGACUCCACUACCAUCAUUGCUGAUCAAGCUUCAAAGGAUGAGUUGCAAACUAGAAUUGCACAAUUGAAAAAGGAGUUAUCUGAAACAGAUUCUGUAUAUGACACUGAGAAAUUGGCUGAGAGGAUUGCCAAACUAUCUGGGGGAGUUGCUGUUAUAAAGGUUGGUGCUGCUACUGAAACCGAACUUGAGGACCGUAAGCUCCGUAUUGAGGAUGCCAAGAAUGCCACUUUUGCUGCCAUAGAGGAAGGGAUUGUUCCUGGUGGAGGUGCUGCAUUGGUACAUCUUUCAACAUAUGUCCCUGCAAUCAAGGACAGACUUGAAGAUGCAGAUGAGAAACUAGGUGCUGACAUUGUGCAGAAGGCUCUGGUAGCACCAGCAGCGUUGAUAGCUCAAAAUGCUGGAAUUGAAGGUGAAGUGGUGGUGGAGAAACUAAAAGAGAGUGAAUGGGAGGUCGGCUACAACGCAAUGACAGACACAUAUGAGAACUUAGUGGAUGCUGGUGUUAUCGACCCAGCAAAGGUUACAAGAUGUGCUCUGCAGAAUGCUGCCUCAGUUGCAGGAAUGGUCUUGACCACUCAGGCUAUUGUGGUGGAGAAGGCUAAGCCCAAGUCACCUGCUGCUGCUGCUGCACAAGGACUUACUGUGUAAUUUGUAGUCUUUUUAGGUAGCCAGAAUUUUGAUAGAGAGGUCUAUUCGGUGCAUUUCGGUUAAAGUUGCUCGGUGAAACUUUCUGUACGGAUUUGACAGGAUUGAUUGUUUCUACAUAAAAUUAAGCUGGAAGUAUUGUAAUA
Molecule: messenger RNA, 1988 nt
Organism: Rosa rugosa (rugosa rose)
Lineage: Eukaryota; Viridiplantae; Streptophyta; Magnoliopsida; Rosales; Rosaceae
Product: ruBisCO large subunit-binding protein subunit alpha
Exons: 8
Coding region: 88-1845 (585 amino acids)
Biological process (GO): protein refolding
Molecular function (GO): ATP binding; ATP-dependent protein folding chaperone
Source: RefSeq, a predicted model, not a curated record